CAUUGUACGUUCGAUGAGAGGACGUAUGGCGUAUGAAGACGGAGGUGGGUUAGACAAGAGGCUCGCUAGCUAGCACCACAAAAACAGGGUGUGUGCUGUGGGUGCUAAUGCGUCUGGAUCCUUUGCUGUACGCUCAUACAAGAGUAGUCAAGAGCUGCGACUAUCUUUUUUUUUUUUUUUUUUUUUUUUUUUUUUUUUGCGCCUCACUGGGGCGUCAGACGAGCAGUGGGGUUAUGUUGAGACGGCGUAUGUCAAGGUCUCACGGGCAUCAUUGCCGCUAAUGAGACUGCUGGGAUCAUCAGAGAGCUAAUGCGACCGUGUUUCGGUGUCGCGUUGUAUUAUGUUAUGUUUAUGCUGUGCUGUGUGUUGUGCUGUGUUAUGUUUAUGUUUGUGCUGGCUGGCGUUGGUGCCGGUCUUGGUGGCCGAUACUGAUGCUAGUACUGAUGCUUAUACUGACGCUGGUACUGGUGCUGAUGCUAGUGCUAAUGCUGGUGCUGGUGUUGAUGCUGUACAAUGUUGGGUAUACGAGAACGAGCCGCCCUGCGUCAGGACACCUUAGACACCUAUCAAGGUAGUUUGAUAUGGGAAAGGGGGCUGAAUUAGUGAAUGCGCAGUCAGCAGGUGGAUAGCUAGGAAAGAAUGGAAGAAGUCCGACGGGAAGGACGAGAGCAGAAGAAAACGGCAGUACACUGCCGCCCCGAGUUGAUUUGAGCCGGACGGAAGAGAUGAUGAUUGGAAGAGUGAGGAGACGGGACUGGUUGAGAAAACAACUCGGUGAGGAAAGAUCCAGGGCGGCCGUUGAACCGGCGGCUUCACCGGUUUAAAGAGGGGGGAAAUUAAUCAGGCUUGGUCCUUGUGCGACCGUUCGACUUUCGCGAGUGGGUUGCGAAUGAGGCAAUCCGGAUCCGUGCUUGAACUGGGAAGGGUCUAGUUAUGGUCUGGUUUAAUAGGAUUUUGAUAGGGUGAAAGGGGAACCUCGGGAUGUUAUGUGUAGGGAUAAGCAGGGAUGAGACGGAUAAGGCCGCAGCUAAGUAUGUUUGGUUCAGUGGUUAUUAGCAUGAUGCGCUAGGUAUUGGAGAUGUUAUCGGGGAUGUUAUUGGGGUGUGUUAGUUAUUACAAUUGGUAAAUUGGGUUAAUGUAGCAGUU
Molecule: messenger RNA, 1146 nt
Organism: Daldinia caldariorum
Lineage: Eukaryota; Fungi; Ascomycota; Sordariomycetes; Xylariales; Hypoxylaceae
Exons: 1
Coding region: 341-559 (72 amino acids)
Source: RefSeq, a predicted model, not a curated record